Messenger RNA from Suricata suricatta (meerkat), 6065 nucleotides. It is a transcript of the gene CDK6, whose product is annotated as cyclin dependent kinase 6. NCBI's taxonomy places the organism in Eukaryota, Metazoa, Chordata, Mammalia, Carnivora, Herpestidae. The transcript is spliced from 8 exons. The record is from RefSeq and is a predicted model, not a curated record. Gene Ontology annotation, biological process: regulation of gene expression; signal transduction; G1/S transition of mitotic cell cycle. Gene Ontology annotation, cellular component: cytoplasm; cyclin-dependent protein kinase holoenzyme complex; nucleus. Gene Ontology annotation, molecular function: ATP binding; cyclin-dependent protein serine/threonine kinase activity; cyclin binding. Bases 486 to 1466 code for a protein of 326 amino acids.
AACCUCUCCGCGCGAAGACGGCUCCAGCUCUGCAGGGAAAGAAAAGUAACUUCGCCUUUUCUCGGAGGAACCAGGAAGGAUUAAGCAGCCUGGGAGAGGGCAGGAGCGUACCGAGGGUGGAAUGAUUGUGGACUGAGACGCGCUGGGGCAGAGACUAUGUAAUCGCCUCGGUGUCUGAGCAGAGGACUGCGCUUCGGGGAGGGAAGAGGAGGGAUCGGCUCGCUCCUUGGCGACUCGGCAGGCGGAGUUUCGUGGCGGCACCGGGUUGCGCCCGCCCGCGGGGAGGUCGCUCCAUCCAGCCCCAGCAGCCGCGAGAGCCGGAGCGCCGGAGCGCGAUAGUCGGCAGGGGCGAGGGAGAGCGACCGAGCUCCGGGCGCUAGGGAGCGGGCCGGGGAGUCCGGGAGGAGGCGGGCGGCUGCCGAGAGCGAGCCGAGCGCGCCCCCCGCUCGUCCCAGCGGCGCCGCGCCGGGCGGCGUCCAGACGGCAUGGAGAAGGACGGCCUGAGCCGCGCGGACCAGCAGUACGAGUGCGUGGCGGAGAUCGGGGAGGGCGCCUAUGGGAAGGUGUUCAAGGCCCGGGACCUGAAGAACGGAGGCCGGUUCGUGGCGCUGAAGCGCGUGCGGGUGCAGACAGGCGAGGAGGGCAUGCCGCUCUCCACCAUCCGCGAGGUGGCGGUGCUGAGGCACCUGGAGACCUUUGAGCACCCCAACGUGGUCAGGUUGUUUGAUGUAUGCACAGUGUCACGAACAGACAGAGAAACCAAACUAACAUUAGUGUUUGAACAUGUUGAUCAAGACCUGACCACUUAUUUGGAUAAAGUCCCGGAGCCUGGAGUGCCCACUGAAACCAUAAAGGAUAUGAUGUUUCAGCUUCUCCGAGGUCUGGACUUUCUUCAUUCUCACCGAGUAGUGCAUCGUGAUCUAAAACCACAGAACAUUCUGGUGACCAGCAGUGGACAAAUAAAACUGGCUGACUUUGGCCUUGCCCGCAUCUACAGUUUUCAGAUGGCUCUUACCUCAGUGGUCGUCACGCUGUGGUACAGAGCUCCAGAAGUCUUGCUGCAGUCCAGCUACGCCACCCCUGUGGACCUCUGGAGUGUUGGCUGCAUAUUUGCAGAAAUGUUUCGUAGAAAGCCUCUUUUUCGUGGAAGUUCAGAUGUUGAUCAACUUGGAAAAAUCUUGGAUGUAAUUGGACUCCCAGGAGAAGAAGACUGGCCCAGAGAUGUUGCCCUUCCCAGACAGGCUUUUCACUCAAAAUCUCCUCAACCGAUUGAGAAGUUUGUAACAGAUAUUGAUGAGCAAGGCAAAGACCUACUCCUGAAGUGCCUGACCUUUAAUCCAGCCAAAAGAAUAUCUGCGUACAGCGCUCUGUCUCACCCGUACUUCCAUGACCUGGAGAGGUGCAAAGAGAAUCUGGAUUCCCGUCUGCCGCCCAGCCAGAACAGCUCAGAGAUGAAUACAGCCUGAGAGCCCGACAGCCAUCUUGAGCUGAUCACUGGGAGAACACCCCUGGGGGUUGAUGGGCCCCCCCCUGAGUAAGCCCCACAGAGCCACUGAGCAUCCCUGAUGGCUGGGGACUUUCUAGUUGCCGUAGUCUGGACGGGCUCUGCUUCUCCAUGGAAACAGCCUAGUUCACUGUUUUGAAAUCAAUGCAACAGCGAUUGCAGCUUUAUGUUCAUUUGUUUGUUUGUUUGUCUGUUUGUUUGUUUGUUUCAAGAACCUGGAAAAAUUCCAGAAGAAAAGAAGCUGCUGACCAAUUGUGCUGCCAUUUCAUUUUUCUAAUCUUGAAUGCUGCCAGUGUGGAGUGAGCAGUCCAGGCACAGCUGAGUUAUGAUGUAAUCUCUCUGCAGCUGCCCGAGCCUGCUUUGGUACUUUUGAGUGAGGGUGUGCCCGCACGUGCGUGCAUGUGCGUGCAUGUGUGUACGUGUGUGUGUGAGAUUCUUGAUUUCUUAAAGUGUUACUUUCUGUAAACAAACAACAAUAAUUGAAUUUUAAAGACUUAAAGUGACCUAUAAAUAACAGGUGUCUAUUGACUAAAGGUGAUUUACCAGAAUGGGCGUCUCAAAUUGGACACAUGAGUGUAUGUUCUCAGAAUUUCUUUUAUGGCCCAAAACUGUAAAUUGGUUAGAGGUAAAAGGAUCACUAUCUAGAUGAAGUGUUAUACACACAACAAAAGGAAAAAAAUGCUAGUAUAUUUUAAGAGACCUGUUUUUUUUUAAAGCAUACAUUCUAUUUACUUUUGACAAAAGCUGAAUUUACUCACUAUAAGUCCAUUUUAACCUGUAUUAUAGGCUUUAUUAUUUCUUUUGAAAAAUACCCUAUAAGCUUUUUCUUACUUGCUAUAUAGAUUUAGGGAGUGUACCUCAAAUGGGUAAAUUUGUCAAAAAAAAUAGAGAAAGCCUUUAUUUCCUGAUUUGAAAUCUGUUUCCUUUUCGGGUUCUGUUGUUACUUUAUUUUGUUUUUUGAUUUUAGAAAUAUGUCAGAAACCGUUUCCUGUUUUGGUUCGGAGAAUAGCUUUCUCUGACAAGACACAGGAAUACCAUUUAAGUUUUCCCUAUUACACUGUAUUUUUUCUACCAUGCACUGCCUUUAUUGCAGAGCUUCUAGCUUUUCUAUCCCCUGGGGCCCCUCAUACAUAUAACUGAUAACCGAUAGUUUAAGCCAUUCCCGUGCACCUCCUGCUUGCUUGCCGUCAGCGAACCUUUUGUAAAUAGUCAGAUUCAGAUUGUGGCUCAUGGUUUCAAUUCUGCAGUCCUGCCAGGGUCCCAGAGGCUCUCACUCCGGUGCCGUCUCCCCCCAGCAUUCACUGUCGCUCCCUAGGCAGUGAGUGGAGGAGUGGCUCUUCUCUAUCACCAGCACAUAGAUUGCUUUAAACUGUUACUUAGUGUUCUACAGUUUUUUUAGAUGAUGUCAGUGUAGAAUCGAAGAGAAUGUCUUUAACUACUUUUUUUAGAAAUACAUAUUUACUCUAUAAAGUGAUCUUUUCUCCAUCUCCCAGGCUGUGCUUGUUUCUAGUGCCUUGGGCAUACUCCCGCUCCCUGCAGAGCCAGCCUGACCUGGGCAUUGUGAACAGCUUUACCUUUUCUCUUGCCAUUUUCUCUACCGUUCUCUAUAUUUCAUGUCAUCUCUGCCUUAUAUGUGGUUAGUGCUCAGCUCAAGAACCCGAAGACACAGAGAUGAAGUAUCUUUUUGGAAGUUUAGCCAUCUUUGCUCUCUGACUCAUGUUUUGAGUGCAUGCAACAGAUAGGCUGUUUAGAGUUAGGGUUGUCAAAGAAUGAACAUUGCUUCACUCAGUAGAAAAUGUUCCAGUUGAUGUUUAUAUAUUGUCUAGCCUUACUGAAUUCUUCACAACUUAACAUUCUAUACUACCAUCGUGAACAAGAGAAAAAUUAGACUUUUCUCCUUGAAAGCUUUUUGGGUUGGGAAUUACUCUUUUUUAAUACAUAUAGUGUUUAAUAUUUUUCUAACUCAGUAACUUGAAGAGCAGGAAAAUUGGUCUAAAGCUAGAAAUGAAUGAGAAGAUGGGCCACAAGAAUAUUUGGUGCUUUCUUCCUUGUUGACAGCAUUGCUUAUGUUUUGUCAUCACUGUAAAUGCUUGAGAUACAAUGAAUCCACAGCGAUUGGGGCAAUGUCUCCCCUGGAAAAGUGAGCUCUGCCUUUCCUUUGAAGACAUUUUUUUUUUUUGCUGUGCCCUAGAAAUUGAAUUUUAAAACUCACUUUACUGAUUCAUCAUCCGCUUUCUAGCUAGUAUCCAUGGUGAAAGUGAACGUAACUUGAGUUUCUGCUUUUUUAAGGUUUUCAUAAGUUCUCUCAAGAAAAAUGCAGCUGUUCUAAACUGGAAUUUUUCAGCAUUCUUGGGACUUCUAAACAAGUAGAGAGAGCUCCGCUUUAUUUCUAGCAUAUACUUUUGGUUUCAUUUCUCAGUAGUGUUUAUGAAGAAAACUUAAAGCACAAACAUUUUGGCAUGAGAUGCAUUAGAUGCUUGGCAUAUUAUCCCCUGAGAGGCAGAAAGAGAGGCUAUCUUGGCCUCUCUGACCCCAGCUCUCCCAUCUGUUGGUUCUUGCAGUUAAGUGAUUACUCCCUUGUUUUACAUUUUUACAUCCGGGCUCACCAGUUCUGAAAUCCAGAUGCCACACGAGCACGCUUGCCAGCAGGGCAGUUUGAAGCAUACAGCGGCGUAGGAACUUACUGAGGACAGCUUAUUCUUCUGUGACAUAUGGUUUCAAACGUCCUUGCCAAAAGCCAAACAGUGGUUAGCUAUAAAGGUCAUACUGUCCCAGGGAUAUACUGAGGCUGCUUAUAUCAGUAAAAAUUUGAUCACAUUUGAAUCAACAUUCGAGGGCUGGUGCUAGAAUGUGCCUCAUAGUUUCUAUAUGAUGGUUGUUCCGGUGGCCCAGGCAUUGUGGGAGCCGUAGUGCGUGGUGAAGUUGUAACAAUCCCCUGUCAGAAUAAGAGAGAAACCUGUGUAUUCCGGCAUCAUAGCCUAUUCGUGUGGCACAGGUAACGAGGCCCUAAUCUUACAAACGUAAAAACAUAAUUCCCAAGGGCAUGUAAGAACCCAGUGCAUUGGCACCUCCCACUUCAUCUCUCCUCGAAAGUAGAGAGGAACCCAAGAAGCAGAGAACCUGUUUUAGACAAGAGCUUGGAGCCUUUUCAUCCCUCUGUAUUCUCAUGAUUUUCUCUUAGGAAUCACACACUAGGAACAGCAAAUUUUCACUUAGCCCAAGGUGUCUUACUAAAAAUAGUUCAAAAUAUUUACAUAAGAAUAGCAUCUCCGCUGUUUGGUUUUAAGUAAAAAUGAAAAUUUCAGGAUGCACAAGAUGUUAAUAUCUUAAAGAAAAUGUGCACCUCUCAAUAGAAAUGUAUCUUUCUGACUCCAGAACAUAGUACUAUCCAUCCCAGUGAGGGGGAAAAAAACAAAACUAAAUAGUACCAAAUAUUUUGUAUCUUAAAUUAUGUAUUUAAAUUGAGCUUUUAACAAUAUGCCUCUAAAGGUCAGUGAUGGCCGUCCUCGAGCCAUUAUGGAAAUUAAAAUCAUGUAAGCUUCCUAAUAUAAACGUAUUAAAAUUCUUCUCUUCAAAGAAUCACUUCUUUUAAAUGACAACUUGGCUAUUUUUAUGAUCACAGCAAAGAGUGUCUCACAUUUACCAAAAGCACAUGUUGUUGCAUAGCCCUAGGUCUAGGAAAGAGUAAUAUUAAAAGUUAGUAAGGCACUCUAGUUACUUAAUUGUGUUAGUAUAGGGACUAUAGAAUAUUCACCUUAGAAAGAAAAUGUUGAGACAUUAUAAAUUCUUAGGUAUUGACAGAAUUAAAAGAAUGCAUAUAUUUGACAUUGUGACACAUAAAAACAGUGUCUUUAUUUUAAAAAAUAAAGGUGUUAACAUAAUUUCUAAAUCUUUAAAAGGCAUAAAACAGUGGACAAUGGGUAGAGGAAAUUCUAGAGAAAAUGAAGGUAUUCAAAGAAGGGUAGUUUCAAAGUUAGACAUCUUUUGAAGGGUAAAUAUUUAUUAACAAAUAUAAGAAUUUCUAUCAAAGUCAUCCAGAAACUUUGAAGUUGAUGCGGUCUAAAAUAUGUUUUAUGAAAGAGCCUUUCUAAGCAAUUACCAUUUCAAAGGGUGACCUGAGUGAACUAUUAUACUCCGUCUUAUUUCGUGUAAGAAGCAGCCAUGUGAAGCUAACACUUGUUAUGCAAGCCUAAGAAUGUUCACUGUAAAAAAACAAUAAUAAUAAAUGUUUAAAAGGCACAUAUUUUCUGUGCCACCAGAAUUUUUUGAGAACUGGUGAAACCCAAAUGCUGGAUCAUGUGCACUUGAUACAUUCAGAUGUCUGAUUUGGAACAUAGCUACAUGUUUCUUCUCCACUGUGGAAAAACUUCUUGAGACUACAAAAGCCUAUCACGGAGUGUAAGUCCCUAGAUAAUUAGUAGUGGUGUUUUCCUCAAAAGCGUAAGAAAAUAGCACUUUGAUUUCUUAGUAAUGCAAUUUUCAACCUAGUUGUGUUACAUACCUAUAUCUCAAGCAUUUCUAACUUGUAUUUUUUUAGAAAAUAAACCAAAAUAUUCCUUUG